AUGACUGCCCCUCCCCCACGGCCUGGUCUUGACCCGGUCUUGAUCCGGUCUUCACCUCCCGUUUGUCCGGAGCCUGAAAUAGAGCGGAGGAGUGUGAGCCUUGUGUGGUCCGCUGCGUUCGAGAUGGUGCGAAACAGUUUGGUGCUGGUCCACAGACUGUGUUUAGACUCAGCCCACACCCGGCUCCUCGCCUCCUCUGCCUCAGGACUCUACUCCCGGGAUUUCCAGAAGAGACACGGAUUCACGGACAAGGAAUAA
Molecule: messenger RNA, 258 nt
Organism: Knipowitschia caucasica
Lineage: Eukaryota; Metazoa; Chordata; Actinopteri; Gobiiformes; Gobiidae
Source: the annotation of a GenBank genome assembly